AUGACGGACUUGGUGAAGGGUUUCAGUCUGCUCAGACGAUGGCAUAUGCCAGUUGAUGAAAUAAACAGAAAUGUCUCACUUCUGCCCAAUAUAACCUUGGGCUACUGGCUUUAUGAUAACUGUAUAAGAAUGUCCAUAGGUCUUCGUGCUGCAUCAGCCCUGAUCAGCGGCCAGGACAGCAUUGUGUAUGAUUACAGCUGUAGCCAGGCUCCCUCAAUUGUGGCUCUGGUGGGUGAUGCUGGUUCUGCUCCAUCAAUUGCAAUAUCAAGGAUACUCAGUCUCUUUGGCAUGCCUAUGGUGAGUUAUUUUGCAACCUGCCCUUGUUUAAGCAAUAAGGUGGAAUUCCCUUCAUUCUUUCGAACAAUUCCAAGUGACGACUUUCAGGUUAAAGCCAUGGUCGAAAUUAUUAAGCAUUUUGGAUGGACUUGGGUAGGAGUCUUAGGAAGUGACGAUGAAUAUGGACAUACUGCUCUUAAAACCUUCAGUGAUGUUUUUCAAAAUGUUGGAUGUUUAUCCUUUAAUGAGAUCAUUCCCCAAGCAAAUGAUAAACUAAAAAUUUUACAUAUAACUAACAUCAUAAAGCAGUCAACUGCAAAAGUUAUCGUUGUUUUUGCAGUAUCAAGAGAUAUUUCCUUUUUAUUGAAUGAAAUUAUCCUCCAAAAUAUUACUGGUAAGCAGUGGAUAGCAAGUGAAGCAUGGAGCCUAGGUUCUCUGGCCAGCGAAGAAAACUUUUAUUGGCUUGGUGGGACCAUUGGAAUUGCUAUAAGAAGAAAAGAUAUCCCAAACUUGGAAAACUUUCUUUUGCAGGUUCGCCCUGAUUUUGACCCUGCAAAUAAUUUAGUUAUCCGAUUCUGGGAAACUAUGUUUGAAUGCAAAUUCCCAGAAAACUCUUCUACAUUUCUUAAUAGUAAGACAUGUACAGGAUCAGAAGACCUUAAAAGCCUGAGCACAGCCUAUACUGACACUUCACAGUUAAGAUCAGCGUAUAAUGUUUAUAAAUCAGUGUACGCUCUGGCUCAUGCCCUGCAUGAUUUGAUGAUGUGCAAACAAGGAGAAGGGCCUUUUGGAAAUGGCUCAUGUGCAGAUAUAUUUAAUGUGCAGCCUUGGCAGGUUCUUUUUUACAUGAGAAAAGUCAAUUUUAUUAAUCCUUUAGGGGAAAGAGUUGCUUUUGAUAAAAAUGGAGAUGCACUUGGAAUUUAUGAUAUAGUAAACUGGCAAAAGAUAGAUCAGGGGAAAAUUACAAUUAAAACUGUAGGUGUUUAUGAUGAGUCAGUUAUCACUGGAAAAGCACUCACAAUACAGAAAGAUGAAAUUUUCUGGAACUUUCCUUCAAAAUUAGCUCCUGAAUCAAUCUGUAGUAAAAGCUGUCAACCUGGGACAAGAAAAGCCUCUAGAAAAGGGGAGCCAGUCUGCUGCUUUGACUGUGUACCAUGUGCGGAUGGGGAAAUAAGCACUGUGGUUGAUUCUUCUGAAUGCUUCCGGUGCCCUUCAGAUUUUUGGUCUAACCCUGAAAGAAAUAAAUGUGUUGAAAAAGAGCUGGAAUUUCUUUCCUUUGAAGACUCCAUGGGGAUUGCAUUAACAUCCUUAGCAGCCCUAGGAAUGUGUGUGUCAAUUAGUGUAUUGGCAGUUUUUAUACAUUUCAGGGAAACAGCAGUGGUGAAAGCUAAUAAUUCAGAAUUAAGUUAUUUUUUGUUAGUAUCGUUAGCUCUGUGCUUCCUCUGCUCUUUAUUCUUUAUUGGGGAACCUUCACACGUGACAUGCAGACUAAGACACGUGGUGUUUGGAAUAAGUUUUGUUUUGUGUAUUUCUUGCCUCCUUGUCAAAACAGUGGUUGUGAUAAUUGCAUUUAAAGCAACUCUUCCUGGAAAUAAUAGGAUGAAGUGGUUUGGUGCUAUCCAGCAGAGAGGCACAGUAUUCUUUUUUACCUCUGUAGAAACUCUUAUUUGUAUAUUGUGGCUUGUAAUUUCACCUCCUGUUCCAGCUAAAAACACUAAUAGUGAACAUUCAAAAAUUAUACUUGAAUGUAAUGUAGGUUCAAUAACUGGAUUUGCUUGUGUUCUAGGAUAUAUCUUUUUUCUGGCAUGUGCUUGUUUUGUUUUAGCCUUUCUUGCAAGAAAUCUACCAGAUUCCUUUAAUGAAGCCAAGUUCAUUACAUUCAGUAUGCUCAUCUUCUUAGCUGUCUGGAUAGCCUUUAUUCCUGCUUAUGUCAGCUCUCCUGGAAAAUACACAAUUGCUGUGGAGAUUUUUGCCAUUUUGGCUUCCAGCUUUGGUCUUCUCACGGCUAUAUUUACCCCAAAAUGUUAUAUUAUAUUAUUGAAACCAGAGCUGAACAACAAAAGAUCUCUUAUGGGUAGAUCUAUCAAUAAUAAGAAUGCUGCAUGUUUAUGA
Molecule: messenger RNA, 2388 nt
Organism: Polypterus senegalus (gray bichir)
Lineage: Eukaryota; Metazoa; Chordata; Cladistia; Polypteriformes; Polypteridae
Product: extracellular calcium-sensing receptor-like
Exons: 6
Coding region: 1-2388 (795 amino acids)
Biological process (GO): G protein-coupled receptor signaling pathway
Cellular component (GO): membrane
Molecular function (GO): G protein-coupled receptor activity
Source: RefSeq, a predicted model, not a curated record